UUCCAACACACCGAGGCUCGGCGCUCAAGUCUUACCCAUAGCGUUGACGAUCCCUGCCGCCUCGGUAUCCGAUCAUUCACGAGCCGACAUUCCCCGACUAGUUGCGUGAGUUACGCACGUCGAGGCGCGGAACGCCUCCUGUGCUUUGCAAACAUACGUAGAAAAAACUGCGUAACUACAACGUGAAUCUCAACUGUGACAACGCUCAAGAAAACAUGGGCUUUCUUUCUCUUGUGUUCUCGCGAUAAAAAAUAUCCCGGAUACUACUUUAUUGGAUGUUUUAUUUUAAAUUUGAGUUAAGUUUGAAGAGCUAUGGUUUUCAAAUGUGUUUUUUUUACGAAACAAUGCAAUCGCUCUCUUUGUUAUCUAGUCUAAUCUAUGGUGUAAAUCUAUUUCUCACUUUUAUCCAUCUCCAGCAGCUUUGAUGUCUUCACUGCUCACAGAAUAAAGAGAACACAUUCACAUUAAAGUAAGGACCGCAAGAAAAGAUGGUGGUUCUUAGAUGAAAGUCAGUGAACUGACCUUCGGAGCUGAUCCUCCAUGUGUCAGUUUUCGGGGUGGUGGGUGGAGGUCUCCAGACUCGAACAACGGCAGUCAAUGACCUACAUUAUGGCGUCGGUUUCCAUAGCAACCCGUCGUGUCGCUGUUCGCGCCGUCCGACCGACGCUCAAGGACCCAUCGAAAACAUACAACUUCUGCUUAUUGGUGACGUCACUCGAGUGUUUUAAAAUGUCAAGCGCGAGGAGGACGAGACCGGCGCAGAGAAGCGCGACAGAAGUGACGGGGACCUGUGAUCUCAGGAGGCUUCUGGCGCUGCUAAAUAAAAGCAGACCUGAGGUGGCGGCGGCGACUCUCUCCAGUGACCCGAGCGCUGAAGCCUCUGAGCUGGAGAAGUUCAGCGUCACCUUCCGAGAGCAGAGAUGCUUCAGCAGCCACCGCCAGCACCAGCUCUUCUCAGACCUCCUCACUUCUCUGGUGAAGAAGCGGCUCUGCAGCCACUGGAUCCAUCAAGCUCCACCAGAAUCGCUCCUCCGGGUCCUGGUCUGUCUCCGACUUCUGAUCCGAGACCAGAACCUCCAGAAACUCUUCUGCCGGCUGGAGGGCGUGGCUUCCCUAGCGCAGCACCUGGACUCACUGACCUCCACCUACACGUCCUGCGGUGAACAGGCCUUGGCUGGUCAGCAGCUGGUGACCAUCACCUACAUGCUUCAGAAGCUGUGUGGAGCAGAGAAGCAGCGACUCCGGGUCGUGGAGAGCGGAGCGCACAUGAGCCUGGUGAAGCUCCUGUCGGCCAUGGACGGCAGCCUGCUGCGGGGAGCUCUGCUGGCUCUCACCGCUCUGGCUGAGAGUCCAGAGUGCAGGAGGCAGAUUGGGGCGCUGCAGGUGGAGGAGAAGCUUCUGGUGAUCCUGCAGGAGUACGACCUGCAGUCCAAGAGGAUGAGUGCGGAGCUGCUGAGGGUUCUGUCUCCAGUGCCGGAGGUCAGAGGUCAGCUCCAAGCGUCAGAGGGUCUGCCGGUGCUGCUGAGCCUGCUGCACCUUCAGGACCACCGCUUGCUGUGGAGCGUGACCUGGAUCCUGGUCCAGCUCUGCGAGGAUGCCGACACCAGGAGGGAGAUCCGCAGCUGGGGGGGCGUGCUGCUGCUCCUGCGGCUGCUCGGCAGGUGACACCCUGACCUCGCUCUCCAGACCUCCCAGAGAGGAAGAUGAAGGAUCUCUCCUGCAUCAUCCAUCCGCAGAGCAGCACGUCCGAUCCAGGAGGAGCUGCUCCAGGAAGCCGUCAGCCCAGAGCAAGAGGUCAACGACCUCAGUGCGCUGCAGUCAGCCUGCUGCGCUGCCCUCACCGAGCUCAGCCUGGACGACACCUCCGCGCUUCACAUCGUGCAGGAGAACGGAAUCCACAUCAUUGCACGGCUGAUUUUGCCUCACCCAUCAGGAGUAGACCUCCCAUCCCUUCAGUGCUAUGCGUUGCGGGCUCUGCGCUUCCUUUUCAGCCUUGAGAGGAACCGACAUCACUUUAAGAGACUCUUUCCCACGGACGUCUUGCAGUUGUUUAUUGAUGUUGGACAUUACGUGCGUGACCUGGCGGCCUACGAGGGGCUGCAGACCAGACUCUCGCUCUGCACGGAGGAUGAGUUGGAGGUCCUGAGAGGGAGCAUUGAGACUCUGGAUCAGAACCGCCCAGCCAUGAGAGUCAUCAACGGCUACUCGGUCCUGGACCAUCUGGGCACCGGGGCCUUCGGGAGUGUCUUCAAGGUCCAGAAACAGAGCUGCCAGAACCUCCUGGCUCUCAAAGAAGUCAACCUUCACAACCCUGUGUUUGGGAAAGACAAGAAGUCCAGGGACGGCAGCGUGGAGAAGAUCAUCUCUGAGCUCGCCAUCAUCAAAGAACAGAUGACUCACCCGAACAUUGUGAAGUACUACAAGACGUUUGUGGAAGGCGAGAGGCUGUACAUCGUGAUGGAGCUGAUCGAAGGAACGUCUCUCGCUGAGCAUCUGGGCUCUCUGAAGGAGAAGCAGCAGCGCUUCUCUGAAGACAGGAUCUGGACCGUCUUCAUUCAGUUGUGUGCCGCUCUGCGCUACCUGCACAGAGAGAAGCGGAUCGUCCACCGCGACAUGACGCCCAACAACAUCAUGCUGCGAGAGGGAGACCGAGUCACCAUCACCGACUUUGGCCUGGCCAAGCAGAAGCAGGAGACCUGCCAGCUGAUGUCGGUGGUGGGAACCAUUCUCUACUCCUGUCCAGAGGUGGUGAAGAACGAGCCGUACGGGGAGAAGGCUGACGUCUGGGCUCUGGGCUGUGUUCUCUAUCAGAUGGCCACUUUACAGCCACCGUUUCACAGCAGCAACAUGCUGCUGCUGGCCAGCAAGAUCGUUGAGGCCAGCUAUGAUCCAAUCCAGGACGGCUCCUUCUCCCACAGGGUGGCAGACAUGGUCACAUGGUGUUUGACCCCUGAUGCGGAGCAGCGCCCCGACAUCGUGGCCGUCAGCUCGCGGAUAUCCGACCUGGUGCUGAAGCUGAUGGACGCUGUGGUCGCGUCCCACAACAGUCUGGAGAAGAGAGCGGACAGGGACAGGAAGCGGGCGCACAAGUACUUCCUGGAGAGUCACAGGUUCAGGAGUCAGAGCCACCGUGAAUCACGCUCAGAAAUCCACUCGCCGUUUCCCCCCGACAGACGUUUGAACAGCGGUGAGAAGAGCUUCUUAAAAAUCGGACGGAUCGGAUUAAUGAGCUCUUUUGUCUCAGACGAGGAUGUCGAACUACCAACCACAAGUCACACCAGCGACGCGGCUGCGGGUUCAGGCGUGAAGCCGACUGCCUGCGUGCUGCCGGUCCAGAACUCGACUCGCGAGGGCCGCUCCCCUGCGAGGACCAGGCCGACACCAGGUGUCUCUCUGAGCCGGAGCUGUGGCUCCUCAGCGUCGGCGGGGAUCAGCGUGUCCCAGAAGAAGCUGCGUCAGGUGGACGACCCCGUCUCCCGGCUGCUGCUGCAGCUGCACAAGCUGCUCUUCAUCACCCAGCUGCCGCCGGCACCUGAGCUCGACGACAGGCGACGCGCAGUGGAGCGAUUCAAGAAGUCGCUUUUCCAGUCGGGGAGCGACCCCGGAGACCUGAAGGUGCAGAUGAGCAAGCUGGUGCAGGGGUCCUCGGAGCUGCUGGAGUCGGGGAGUCACAGUCCGGACUGGUGGUCUCUGGUCCACCACUUCCACAGGGAACCACGCGGGAAUGAUCGAGAUGCCAUGAACCUCAGAGACGGAGUCACCUACAACCAGAUGAAGGGUAUCAUGGAGGAGCUGCUGGAGGAGAACGGGUACUACAGGGGGUCACACGCCAGGUGUCUCUGUUCUGCCAAUGCGUUCACUUCCAGUCCUGCAGAGAGAAGAAACCCCAUCAGGGAUGAGGGCCGACCGUUUUCAAGCGCCUGAAUCUUGCGCUUGUUCGGACACAGUGUGACGAGCUUGUCUUGAUCUUGUCGUGAAUAAACUAUGGGUGUGUUACGGUGCAGGAGCUCACCUGGUGACCUCUGACCUCCUCUGCUCGCCCAUCUUCCAGAGGUUGGUCAGUUCCCGAGUUCCCAUUGUUGUGAAAAUAAAUACAUUCAUGCCACGACAAAAAAUACUAAAGAGAAAUAAACAACGAAUAAGAAGUCUAGUCGUAUUUCUUAAUUUUCACAUUACGAUGCAUCUUUUAACGGAGCAUGAAAUGUCAGUGCAAUACACAUAUCGGCCACUAGGUGUCAGCCGGAGCCAGAACAGAGGCAAAAACCAGUCACCAGACUUCAUUUAUUUUCCAAAAGCGACGUAACAAUCAUGUUGAGAGUAAAAAAAAAAAGUAUCGUAUCAUAAGCUUCAGAAAAACAUGUAUGUACAUGCUGAGUUAUUCUUCAUCCACACAGAGAGACUCGCAAUCAAAGGUUUCAAUCUGCAAACUUUUACAUCAGGAGUGAGACAUUGAUAUUUACACGUUUUUAUUGUACAAAAGUCAAUCUGCUUCUUCGGUGAGUGAGAUCCCAGUGGAGAGCAAAAGUAAAGAAGCACAGAUGGAGUGGACCAGCGGGGAAACUGGAGGGUGAAGUAACAAGCAUUCAUCAAGCCCUUAAAGCAGCGAGCCAUAACAUUAUGACCACUGACACCCACACUUAGUUUUGUUUCUGUUUAAUCUCAAAGUGAAAAAAGUAUUUGAACUAUUUUAAUGUGGUUAUUUAUUCACCAAAAUGUUCCACAAAUCGUGUACAGACUAUUAUUUGAAAUUUGGAAAGGCAUUGUACUGUAGCUUGUUUAAAGCUACAAGCAUGGGAGUCUUGUUCUGAUGCAAUUUAUUUAUCUUUUUUAAGUGAAUAAUGUGGCGGGAAUUUCUCAUUUUAAUAUACCCCAAAUUAUUUUGAACAUUAUCCCAGUCCUCUUUUAUUAAUAGAAAUAUUUGCAGUGAUUUAUAUUUAUUUUAGUGAUUUAGAGUGUGAAAUAAAAAAUAUAUUUUUAUUUCAUUCAUGCUCUAAGAAUGACAGAAAUGUGUCACAUGACUAAUUUACAAAUUUUAGAAAUA
Molecule: messenger RNA, 5041 nt
Organism: Synchiropus splendidus (mandarinfish)
Lineage: Eukaryota; Metazoa; Chordata; Actinopteri; Syngnathiformes; Callionymidae
Gene: nek10
Product: NIMA-related kinase 10
Exons: 32
Biological process (GO): protein phosphorylation
Molecular function (GO): protein kinase activity; ATP binding; protein binding
Source: RefSeq, a predicted model, not a curated record